This is a messenger RNA of Drosophila miranda, 4483 nucleotides long. It is a transcript of the gene MYPT-75D, whose product is annotated as protein phosphatase 1 regulatory subunit 16A. The record is from RefSeq and is a predicted model, not a curated record. The coding region runs from base 1021 to 3345 and encodes 774 amino acids. The transcript is spliced from 9 exons. NCBI's taxonomy places the organism in Eukaryota, Metazoa, Arthropoda, Insecta, Diptera, Drosophilidae. Gene Ontology annotation, cellular component: cytoplasm. Gene Ontology annotation, molecular function: enzyme inhibitor activity; protein binding; phosphatase regulator activity.
GUGGCUGCAGCGGCAACACUAGCCACCAGCAGCAGUUCCACCCCGCACUCCGCGCUCCGCACGCGGAUACUCGAAUACGGGCUCCAGCAGUUUAUUACGUAUACGGUACGGUGCCGCGUGCUGCCGCCGCUAUCCGCCGUGUGCCGUGUGCCGUUUGACGCUUGCCGCCCGUUAACCGUUGGCAUUGCAAAUACGAAAUCAAAAUGUAAAUGAUAAUGAUUGCAAUACCCGAAACAAGAACAAGAACAAGAACAAGAACUGGUCGAAAUCAAUGUGUCGAUAAGGCGGCAAAAAACAGUCUGAUCGAAAAGUGUGUGGCCCUCAAAAGCAUUGACAGAAAGUGUGCGACAAAGCAAACGGAAAUUAAAGUGCAAUACAAAUAUUAGCACUGCAAUAAAACAAUAAAAUAAUCAACUUUGAGCGUAUUAAUUGCAAUCUUGUGAUAGAGAUUAUUUAAGCGGAACACGGGAGGGAGCACCGGAAAAAACAACAACACAAAAAACAGGGAAGCACAACAGAAAUCUGCAGUUAAAGCGAAUGAGAGAGCUUGGACAAACAUCAACAGGAGCCCGGAAGCACGGAAGCACGAAGGACCAACCAAAUCAUAAGUAAACAGAGCGAGAGGGAGCGAGCGGACAGGGUGGACAGCGGAUAGGGGAGGCGGCAGGACGAAGGAUAAACGUGGUCUCGUUGCCAUGAGUGCAGCCUCGGGUGUUGUCAAGGAGUAGCAGGUGAUAGGAGCUGCAGCAGAGAGGCACAACCACAAUAGACCUCCGCACCCGCACCCGCAGCCGCAGCCGCAGUCGCAGUCGCACUUGCAAUCAAAUUCAAAGAUGCAAAUUACAAUUUCCAUAGACAAACACGACAGAGCAACAGCAGCAGCAACAGUCACAUAAAUUGCUCCCAACAAAUGGUUUAAAUUUGUUUGAUUAUAACCGAGAAAGUGAGAAACUGAGAAGAACACACAUAUCAUAUAACCGCAGGGAGAGCACGGUGGCCGUGUCGUCUGACUCUGACAAAAUGAUUAAGGGUAUUCUGAUCCAGCGCAAGAGCCAGGAGGAUGCCAGCUACGCGAAGCAGCUCAAGAUGGAGCACGCCGAUCUGGUGGCCGAGAUGCAGACGGUGGAGAGUCUGCCCACCCACGAGCGCCUGCAGCUGGCCAGACUACGGCGGGCCCAGCAGCUGAAGCUGUCGCGGCAGAAGGACAAGGAGUGGGCCAAGCUGCAGCGAGCCAAGGGCAAUACAGGAAGCGCUGCCGUGGCAGCGAGCGGCGCCAGCCACGGGCACAGUCUGAUGAACGGCAAUGGGGACACAACGCAUCAUUUUCGGCAUGCCAACGGCUCGGGGACGGUGAGCGGCAGGCGGCACAUAUCCUUCGAGAACAGCGUGGUGCUGCUGGAGGCGGCCUCGCGCAACGAUAUGCCAGAGGUGGCGGCCCUGCUGCAGCACGGCAUCACGCCGGAUGCGGCCAACGAGGACGGACUGACGGCCAUGCACCAGGCGUGCAUCGACAACAACGUGCAGAUGCUGCAGCUGCUGCUCGAGUACGGGGCGGAUGUGGAUGCCCAGGACAGUGAUAAAUGGACGCCGCUGCAUGCGGCUGCCACCUGCGGCCAUCUCGAGCUGGUGCGCAUCCUCAUCCGGCACGGUGCUAACCUGCUGGCCGUCAACACGGACGGCAACAUGCCCUACGACCUGUGCGACGACGAGAACUCGCUGGACUUUAUCGAGGGCGAGAUGGCCCAGCGCGGCGUCACCCAGGAGCUGAUCGACGAGACGCGCUCCUCCACGGAACGCAUCAUGCUGCGGGAUCUCAUGGAGCUGGCCCGCACUGGCGGGGAUCUCGAGGAGCCGGACUAUCAGUGUGCCACCCCACUGCACAUAGCCGCCGCCAAUGGCUAUGUGCGUGUGGUGGAGUUCCUGCUGGAGCAGCACGUCAAUGUGGAUGCCAUGGACAAGGAUCUGUGGACGCCAGUGCAUGCGGCCGCCUGCUGGGGUCAUCUUGAGGUCCUUGAGAUGCUCGCCCAAUGCGGUGCCGAUUUGAAUGUCCGCAACAAAGACGAUGAGACGCCCUCAGAUAUCUGUGAGGAUCCCGAGAUCAGGGAGCGCAUUGAGCAGCUGAAAACGGAGCAGGAGAGCAAACGACUGGCCGAGGCGCAACGAAGGCGCGUUCGCCGCUCCCAGAGCAACAAUACCAGGGCGCAAUCGGUGCGCCGGACCAGUUUGCGGGACAAAACGCUGACAACCAAAAAGGAUGCCGUCGAGGAGACUCGCCUACGGCUGCAGGCCCAGGAGGCGACCGCCACAGAGGGGGCCCCUGCCUCCCUGGAUCCACUUGCCAAUGGCUAUGGCUACGGCAGCAGCAGCGGCGGCGGCGGCAGCAGCCACCACAACGGUGAGAAGCGCCCCUCGACGGCCAGCCAGAAUGGCCACGGCACUGGCCAGCUACUGCCACACUCCAAGUCCGCCGAUGCGCUGGACAACGCCACUCCGAUCACUUCAUCCACAUCCACAACAACCGCAACACAUUCCUUCCAGUCGCGUCGUCCGCCCGAUGGCCGCGAAAACGACGAGCUGCUCCGCCUGAAAGGAGCCCAGGACGGUGCCGUGGGCGAGAUGCAGCGCGCCACCUCAGCGGCGGCCGUCAUCCUCACCGACAAGGGUACGGCGGCCAGUGCCGAGGCCGUGCAGUUUCAGUCGUCCAAAGAGGCUGCCAACGGCAAGAUCAAUGUCCAGGUCACCGUUCUAGUGGACACGAACAGCACGCAUCAUCAGCAGCAGCUCCAACAACACGCGAUGCUGCUGCAGCAACAUCAACAUCAACAGCAGCAUGCUGGCAGCAUGGAUGGCUUCAGUGCUGCGACCUUGUCGAACUUGAAGAAGCAGCGCUCCCUCUCACGCACCGCGAAUGUCCUUAACAAUUUCGAACUCUCAUCAAACUCCACUACGACUACGACAACAUCCACAGCAUCGAAUCCCAUUGUAGCGGCAGUAGCAACAGCAACAGCAACAACAUCUAAUGGUUCUGUUUUAGGAGCCAACAACAACAAUAACAACAGCACCAGCAACAACAACAACAACGGUGGAGGCGGAGUAGUAGCAGGAGGAGGAGGAGGAGGUGGAGGAGGAGGUGGAGGGUCAGCGUCAGCAGGAGGAGCAACCGCACCGAUCUCCACCCAACCACUGGGACUGGGCCCCAUGGGUGGUGGCGGUCCCGGCAGCCUGCUGGACUUUGAGGCCGCAUCGCCGGCAACGAGCAAUUCGGUGAACAAGUUUAGCGGCAUCACAGGCGACGUGGUCAGCGAUAGCACCAGUUCCAGCCGCAAGUGCUGCGUCCUCAUGUAGGAUCAGCACUCGACUCGAUCACCACGGUCCACGCUCCAGCUGAAUAACAGGGUAUUAACCAAGAGAAGCAGGCAUUAUCGUGAAUAAUGCCAUUGCAAAGAUUUGUCAGAUAGAUAGAUUCGAUAUAGAAACCAUUUUUUACAUGGGAUUGUGUAAGCAAGCAAAAGAAAAGUGUCUUUUUUUUUUUUUUUAGAAAUUUAGUGAGAAAAUUCGUUGAGAAUUGUUAAUUGUAUAAACCAGAAAACUUGAUCCAACAAAGAGUUCAAUUCUGUGAGCUCCCCCAUUAACGGCUCAAAGUCGUUGCAUUUUCCUAUAACGAAUGCUACACUACACUACACAACACAACAAAUUAUAAGAUACAAAUUGACAUAUAUACACACACAGCUCUCUGUAUAUAUGAGCAUUGAAAUACAUAGAGAGAGAGAGAGAGAAUACAUUUUAAAGAUUAUCCAACAAAAUAAAUGUGAGCAGUUUACCUUAGUCUAUACAUAUUGUAUGUAAAAUGAGAAUCAAAAUCAAAAAUCAAAAACAAACAAAAAAAGAACAGCAAAACUAUUUAUAUAAAAUGGUUAGGAACUCUUGUUUAUUGAUGAUUGUUCACUAGAUUUGUUUGCUUGAGAUUGCGAGAGUGUGUGAGAACAAGACAAGCUAAGUAUUAUGCUAAAAGUAUGAAAUAUAUUUAAUUAAAUAUACGAUAGCAAAAUUGUAGUUAAAACGAUCAAGUAAAGCAAAGCAAUGAAACGAACGAAAAGAAAUGAAAUGAGAUGCAAAACCACUUAAGCAAUUUCCAACCCAAUAAAUAAAUGUGUACACGUUUAAAUUGAAUUGAUUAUAGCCAGGCAGCAUUAGGAUUUUGCUUUGUCUCCUCUAAAUGUACCCUUUUAUUGCAAUUGCAACUUUGUUCAGCAAGCAUGUGAAUUGAGUUUUGUUGAGAGGUACAAAGAACAUUUGUAUUAUUUAUGUAUAUAGUAUAUAGAAUUCCAGGAGAAGAUAAACAAAGAGAUAAACAAAAACAAAAACAAAUACAGAAAUACAACGCGCAAUUAGCAAAUGAGACUUUGUUCGAUUUAAUUGUCAAGGCAUUAGCAGAAUGUUUUGUAAAAUAAACAAAUGAGAGAAAAUAAAUUCCUUCACAAAA